Thunnus maccoyii (southern bluefin tuna) is the source of this 2041-nucleotide messenger RNA. It is a transcript of the gene mxd3, whose product is annotated as MAX dimerization protein 3. Gene Ontology annotation, molecular function: DNA-binding transcription factor activity, RNA polymerase II-specific; protein dimerization activity; RNA polymerase II cis-regulatory region sequence-specific DNA binding. Lineage: Eukaryota; Metazoa; Chordata; Actinopteri; Scombriformes; Scombridae. The transcript has 6 exons. The record is from RefSeq and is a predicted model, not a curated record. Bases 414 to 1013 code for a protein of 199 amino acids. Gene Ontology annotation, biological process: regulation of transcription by RNA polymerase II.
UGACAUUAUGUUUUGUAAAAAAAAAACUACUGUCUUAAAUAUUAUAGUCGGGUAUUUUGCGCAAAUAGUCGUCUUUUUAAUAUGCAACAGUAGGCGUAAAUUUCACACAAAUAUAAAGCUAAAAUGUGUGACUCAUAUAAGUACUCUGUAUCACUAAAAUAAACCAGCACAAACUAAUAUUUUUGGCCCUUUUUGUUAUUAUUUCUGCUCAACCAAGUGCCCGCCGGGACUGUAUUUAUGAGAGAAAUUUCAGAUGUCCGAUCUUCAAUGGAGCACUUGAAGGCAGCGUGAGGACGUAGCAGCACCGACUGACUGACACAGCUUCAUCUACUUGAAGCUAACGUUACGCUCGUACCCUAGUAGGCUGUUGCCCGCGGUUUUUUCAUUCUAACAAAAAGAUUAAAUUAAAAAAAAUGGAAGGGAACGUUUGCAACAUCCAGGUGCUUCUUAGGGCCGCUGAGUUUCUGGAGAGAAGAGAGCGAGAAGCAGAACAUGGCUAUGCUUCAGUCCUGCCUCUAAGCCCAGGUCUCUCUGAUAAGAGAAGCAAACAGAAGAGCAAGAAGAUAUCUCCUGGUGGCAAUAGGUCAGUUCACAACGAGUUGGAAAAAAACAGACGAGCUCAGCUGAGGCACUGCCUGGAGCAGCUCAAGAAGCAAGUUCCUCUGUCAUCUGACUCGAUGAGAAACACCACCCUCAACCUCCUGAGACGAGCCCAGCUUCACAUAAAGAAGCUGCAGGAGCAGGAUGAGCGUGCAGAGCAGCUUAAGGGCCGCCUGCGCUGGGAGCAGAGAGAGCUGCAGGUUCGGCUGGAGCAGCUGCAGAGAAGCACGGAGAGGAUGAGGAACGACAGUCAGGGGUCGACCAUGUCAUCCGAGAGGUCGGACUCCGACAGAGAGGAUGUGGAGGUUGACGUGGAAAGCAUCGUGUUUGACUGUGUGGACUCUGAUGGACUGAGCAUUACGCACACUGAUGCAGACCACUGUUACUCCAGUAUGGACAAAGCCUGGUUAUGACGGCAGUAAACUCGUGGUAACUGGUUUAAUAACACCAGGUGAGGAGGAAGAGGAGAAAACAUUCCAAAAACAAGCAAACAGAGGAUGAAGGAGAAUGGAGGAAAAUGUUACUGUACAAAUGAAGACAAAUUUUGACAGGAGUACCUUUUUUAACAUUCUCUUUUCAACAAUGUUUGACUACAAGCUAAACGAUAACGUUUUACGAUUAUGAAUGAGCUGUGUCCACUUUGCACUGAAUAGCAGUUAAAAUCACUGGGCUGGGAUGGAUGUAUCAAUGCACGUGUAUAUUUCCGGCAUCGACGAUUGAUGGAAACAUUUUCCAAAGCCAUUGACUUGUCUGUAACUUACAAUAAUUCAAGCAAAUCUAUUCAUUCACCUUUUUUUAAGGGCUUUUUAUCCAAAUAAGGGCUUUUUUUGUAUCGAAAACUCUUAACUUAUUCUUUACUACAGUAUGCCUAUAUUGAAUUCUGCCUUAAAUCAGAUUUGGUCUUUACAGCUUCUCUUUAGCACUAAGUUUAUAUUUCAGUAAUGUCAUGUGUAGCAUGCACUUAAACAUUAAUCUGUGCUAUGUUUUGUAUAAGUGUCUCAUUAUGUAAGUUCAGUCAUGUAUUUUGUUCUUUUUUUUUCCUUCUGUUGCACAAAACGUCCACUCAUUGCACUUGUUUCGUCUCAAAAGGGUUGAGAGUAUAUCACAUGGUGAAAACAGUGAACAGAACUUAACUGGUCAUAUUUGCACAUUUCUAUCUGGCAAUUAAGUAACUGUGCCAAAUAUUCGUUUGGUGUAUUUGUACACAAUUCAGUCACAAAUUUAGUGCAAGAACUUUGGUGCCUAAGAUGAAGAUUAAUGUUGAGGGCAUUAAUGGUGUUUCCUUGCACAGGACUGUUUUAUUCACUGCUUUGUUGGAAGUGUUCAGCAUCACAACUGCGCACUUCGUUGCUUGUGCAUUUGUCAAUAAAAUGAUAAUUAUGCAUACAGCUAUUUCACCACAGUCAGGAAGGUAAAUGUGUACUUGUAAUGAUUAUGCAAU